AGGAAAAUCUUGCCACGCCUCUCUGUUGAGGAAUGCUAAUUAACCAUGGCUUCCCAUUCCUCCUCUUCUUCCAUUUUAGAUUCUAUUUUAGUUUUAGACCAAGAGCCAGAGACUGUGUCGAUUGUUAAAGAAUGGCAGCUGAGCAGAGAAGCGAGGACAUACAUGAACGGCCUAGUAAAGAGAAAGAAAAGAGUCCAGUUUGGUCUACUGGAACACCCAAGCUUUGUAUCCCCCAUACUCAGAAAAGCCCCAGUACAUACAGCAAAGAUAUUCCUCUAUGGUAAAGGAGGAGUUGGUAAGACUAGUACUGUUUGUAAACUGGCCGGUUUACCCGUACCCAGCUCACAUCACGAGACAUUAGGGAUACAGACCACUCUCGUAUAUUGGCCCAUUAAAACUGAGCCUUCCGACUCCUCUCCAGUCGAACUAAUGCAGCUGGAGUUGUGGGACUCUGGGGAGAGAGCGAUGAGAAAAUUUGAGCAUAUCUUUCCAUCGUGUCUGAGCUCAACAAACGCCAUUGCUUUUUUCUUCUCAUACAACGAUCGACAGUCGUGGGUGGAGCUACCUGAGAUCAUAACGCAAGCAGCUGCAACCAAUCGGACUGAGUCGCACCUUAAGAUCGUCAUAGCGACCAAGAGCGAUACCCCCCAUCAGGUGGUAGAGCCCGAGGAAGUUGAGAGGUUUCAGAAAGAAUACGAUAUUAAAGUACUCUCGUUAUCAAAUACUUUAGUUAAUAGUGACGGCAGGUUUGAUGGACAAAGAGAGUUGAGUGACAUUUGUAAUGUGCUCAAUGAAUUAUCCGAAAUGAUUAUUAAUCAUGAGAAGCGGCUGUCAUUGUUACAACAGCAGCAAACUGUCAGGAAACAGCUACAGGAUAUUGAGAUAUCUGAUAUUUGAGCUCUCUCUCUCUCUCCCUCUCUCUCUUUGCUUUUCAUUUUUAUAUCUUCACCAUAUAAAAAUUUCUUUCAUUUUAUAUCUUUUUUAUAUGUCACCUUCCUCAAUCUCUUUUUAUAUGCUCACUUCUGUCUUUAUUUUAUAAGCAAUGUUUAGUUAUACCUUUAA
This is a messenger RNA of Amphimedon queenslandica, 1062 nucleotides long. RefSeq names its product REM2- and Rab-like small GTPase 1. The coding region runs from base 46 to 897 and encodes 283 amino acids. Lineage: Eukaryota; Metazoa; Porifera; Demospongiae; Haplosclerida; Niphatidae. The transcript has a single exon. Gene Ontology annotation, molecular function: GTPase activity; GTP binding. The record is from RefSeq and is a predicted model, not a curated record.